This is a messenger RNA of Saccoglossus kowalevskii, 2543 nucleotides long. RefSeq lists its product as uncharacterized. The record is from RefSeq and is a predicted model, not a curated record. Lineage: Eukaryota; Metazoa; Hemichordata; Enteropneusta; Harrimaniidae.
UUGUAUUUGACAGCGGCAGGGACGGAAUAGCAAUACUGCGAUCGAAUACUUUUACCAAGCCCAAUAUAUGUCGAAAGAUGGAUUCAGUAGAACCAACAUCGAAAAUUCUUGCUGAGGGCAAUGCGGUGUUCACACUCAACACAUGUGAGCUGAGAAACAAGGAGUUUGUCCUUCACUAUUCGUCCAGACAUAACAGGUACACGCGAGGUGUCGGGGAUCACCCGGAUGUCAUCCACGGGUGGUCACGUGGAGCGUUCACAACGAAUAAUAUUAUCAGAUUGCAGGACAGUGACACGACAUACCUAGGACAAGCAGACACAAACGAAGCGGCGUUCAUUUCAUGGAAGUUAGAUUUCAAGCCUUUCGUCCUGGUUUCCAUAGCAAUCACAAACACCUCCAAUGAAGGCGAGGUACAGUGGCAGCUGUUGUCCACGAUGAAAGACGGCAGAACUGUGAGCGACCAAUUACGAGGUGCUGCUAGACCUCUUGAAAUGCACGUUGGUGCAUCCGAACUCAUAUUGACCGCAAUGCUACCACGACGGGGAAAGGACUAUGUACCAAAGAGUCCUUCAGGUAAAAUCUUCGUUGAGAAAACCAACUUCGAUCAUCCAUUCACUGUUGCCGUAAAACUGUUUGACGACACCGUCAGUCUACCAAGGGAGUUGCAGAUUGAAAGGGGAAGCAAGCACAACCACUUGAAUCACAGCGGAGAAGAUUCACUCAGUUCCACCGCCAUGUGUAUCUCAACUAUGCUGCACUCUCUCCAUAUUAAGCACCUGCCAAAGACGGUCAGUGUGAUUGGCCCACAAGGAAGUGGGAAAACAGCUCUAUUAAAUAUGACACAAGAUAUUAUGCACCAUCUCCAAGAGUAUCACGAAUCCAACGAACGUCACGGACUCACAUCACUGGAUAAAGUGGGGCUCAUUAUGUCAAUGUUGGUUUACGAGCAUGCCUUACCAACCAAAACCAGCAAAACUAGUAUUAUGGUGACAGGUAGCAACCUAAUACAAUGUCAUUAUGAUAGUUCCCAAUGCACUGACACCGAGAGUGUUGCGAUGGGGCUUGUCGGAGCGCUGCUCGAUGCCGUCAGAGAGUAUGCUGGGACUGCGUUAACAAGAACAUUUCGACUGAUGAAUGACAAAAAGGAAAUAUCAGAAAAGAUAUAUUCUCGUGAACAGCUUUUGCAAGAAUCUCAACUAUUAGUAAAUGAUACUCGACUUCGCUGGAAAGCUUGUUUGUAUAGUUUUCUUUUCGCGUUCAUCACAGCCUCUUCUGUCCUGACUUCUCUGGGUUUUGCUGUCCUGAAUUGGCCAGUUUAUUGGAGCGCUAUUAUGGCCACGAUUUUGUUGGUGAUGAUAAUAAUCACGAUAGUGAAGAUGCCGAUUAUCUUCAGAGAUUUGAGAAGUCUAUUCGUAAUUUUGAUGUUUUCACAGAGAGAAUGGCUAGUUAGAUUCUACAGAAAGUCACCCGAAGACAAGAGCGCACAUUUGUUUGCUAAGAUGAAGGAGGAGCUUGCAUUGGGUAUCAUGUUGAUUAACUGGAUUGCAUCAAGUAUAAAAAGAGAGAUACGAGUUUUGAUAACUGUUGAUAAUCUUGGUAACACAGGAUCGGACGGUGACCUUGCCACCACGUUACUUACCCUGCAUGAUCUGAUAGAAUGUAAGAGUAGCCCAUUCAUAAUGCUUUUAGGAGUGAACUCGUCCGUGUCUGUGACUGAUAGCAUGAUAUUGGGUUAUGCCCAAAACUCGAGAGACAGUAAUUGUGCCCGACUGUUCGAAAAAGCCAUGUCCUUAAAGACAAUCCUCAAAUCUUCGGUAUUUGUUCCGGAGCUUGAUAUAGCAUCGAAGCAACAAGUCAUUGAUGCUUCUACGCAUUCAAGAAUACCCCAGUCUUUGUUCAAAAAGAAAUUGAACAGGAAGAAGUAUUGUCAGUGCAUCUUGCCAAUGGUGAUGGCUAAGCCCACAUACAAAGAUUCCCUGCUGACAUAUCUUCAAGAUGAAAGCAUCCUUCACUAUCUCGGCAGUAGCAUGAACACUAUUACUCGCAUCGGCAACCUUCUGUGUUUUGUUGCAGAGUUAGUAAAACUAAACGGAGGUCCCAUAUUCAGACCCCACGUUGUAGUCGCCUGGACAGCAUUUCUCGAUCUCUGGCCCUAUCGCAGUCAUCACAUCAUUUGGUUGAUCGAACAUACCCGCCUCAGGCAACAAAUGAAACUACCAGUGAGCAUGGAGAUCCAGGUCGAGACUAGAUUUAAGGAUGUCUUUCCUCGAGUUCGUCGCAAAAUGAUGGCCAUCAAUGGAUGGGAAAACAUGAUGAGUUUUGAUGCCAAUUCGCAGUUGUUUCUGAGGUUUAUAGGUCAGGAAAUGAAGAACUUUGAUGUCGAAGACUACUACAAUAUUUUACCAAUUACAGUGAAUCUAAAUCGCUCGCUGUUACAAGCGAUAUCGAAUGAGCAAACUGCUCGUAGCAUGAUAUCGCAGAGAAACAAGGAACUUGCACUUAAUUCUGUUGAAAUAUCGACCUUACCGACAGUUCGAAUUUAA